Molecule: messenger RNA, 913 nt
Organism: Coprinopsis cinerea okayama7#130
Lineage: Eukaryota; Fungi; Basidiomycota; Agaricomycetes; Agaricales; Psathyrellaceae
Product: GDSL Lipase/Acylhydrolase
Exons: 5
Coding region: 1-786 (261 amino acids)
Source: RefSeq, a predicted model, not a curated record
AUGGCAGCAUAUGUCCAGGAUAUAUUCAUGCUCUUCGGAGAUUCUAUCACUCAAGGAUCCUGGGCACCAGGAGAUACGGGGAUUGGUCAGAGGCUGUCGCACGUCUACGCAAGGAAGCUCGACGUUCUGAAUAGGGGCUUUUCGGGCUACAAUACAGAUUGGGCACUACCCGUCUUCAAACAGUGUCUGGCCAAGAAGGAUGAAGCUGCCAAUGGUCCAAAGGUCCGCGUCCUCACGAUCUGGUUCGGGGCGAACGAUGCGUGUAUCAAACCAUCGCCUCAGCACGUCCCCCUCAACAAAUUCAAAGCGAACCUUCGAGAAAUGGUAGACCUCGUCCAUUCUCCAAACUCGCCUUACUAUGCCCCGCACACCCGGAUUAUCUUGAUAACUCCGCCACCUGUGAAUACACACACUCGGAAAGCCGAUCUGGAGUCGAGGGAUCCGCCGGUAGAGCUGGACAGGUUGUUCGAUGUUACCAAGGAGUACGCCUCGGCCGUCAUGGAGAUUGCAAGAGAAAAGAAUGUGGCUGUUGUUGAUGCCUGGACUCCGCUCUGGAAAGGCGCUGGUGAGGGCGAGAAGGCGUUGUCCAAGUACUUGCCGGAUGGUUUGCACUUGAAUGAAGCCGGUUAUAAGGUUGUCUACGAGGCCCUCAUCAAAGUUAUUGCCGAAAAGUAUCCGGACGUGCAUUAUGAACAGCUCGGGUUCGCGUUUGCACCAUGGAAAGAUAUCAAGUGGGAAUCCCCAGAGGAAAGUCUGCAGGUCCAGAGAGCGAAUGUUGGAGCAUAAAUUGGACUCUGACUGCCUUGUUUUACCCUCGACAAGAGGUGUUAAUUAACGUCAUGUUUGUGGGGUUUGGUCGAAAUUGGAUGUCAUGGGCGCUUCGCCAACCCCGGUUGCUGUCCGUUUCUGGACA